AUUCUGUAUUUGACGAUAUGCAUUUGGAAUCAAAUCCUUACUUGAGAUACAGGAUUUAAAUGACAGUUGUAUCUCCAUUAAUAGGAGAUUUCAGUUCUUCAUGUAUCUUGUUUGUUUCCAUCUUGGUCAGUGUGUAUUAGGAGUUAGUGAGGCUGUAGAUGUAGAGAAGGUAUUGUGUGAACUAGUCCUCAGUCAGUGUGUAUUAGGAGUUAGUGAGGCUGUAGAUGUAGUGAAGGUAUUGUGUGAACUAGUCCUCAGUCAGUGUGUAUUAGGAGUUAGUGAGGCUGUAGAUGUAGAGAAGGUAUUGUGUGAACUAGUCCUCAGUCAGUGUGUAUUAGGAGUUAGUGAGGCUGUAGAUGUAGUGAAGGUAUUGUGUGAACUAGUCCUCAGUCAGUGUGUAUUAGGAGUUAGUGAGGCUGUAGAUGUAGAGAAGGUAUUGUGUGAACUAGUCCUCAGUCAGUGUGUAUUAGGAGUUAGUGAGGCUGUAGAUGUAGAGAAGGUAUUGUGUGAACUAGUCCUCAGUCAGUGUGUAUUAGGAGUUAGUGAGGCUGUAGAUGUAGAGAAGGUAUUGUGUGAACUAGUCCUCAGUCAGUGUGUAUUAGGAGUUAGUGAGGCUGUAGAUGUAGAGAAGGUAUUGUGUGAACUAGUCCUCAGUCAGUGUGUAUUAGGAGUUAGUGAGGCUGUAGAUGUAGAGAAGGUAUUGUGUGAACUAGUCCUCAGUCAGUGUGUAUUAGGUGUUAGUGAGGCUGUAGAUGUAGAGAAGGUAUUGUGUGAACUAGUCCUCAGUCAGUGUGUAUUAGGAGUUAGUGAGGCUGUAGAUGUAGAGAAGGUAUUGUGUGAACUAGUCCUCAGUCAGUGUGUAUUAGGAGUUAGUGAGGCUGUAGAUGUAGAGAAGGUAUUGUGUGAACUAGUCCUCAGUCAGUGUGUAUUAGGAGUUAGUGAGGCUGUAGAUGUAGUGAAGGUAUUGUGUGAACUAGUCCUCAGUCAGUGUGUAUUAGGAGUUAGUGAGGCUGUAGAUGUAGAGAAGGUAUUGUGUGAACUAGUCCUCAGUCAGUGUGUAUUAGGAGUUAGUGAGGCUGUAGAUGUAGAGAAGGUAUUGUGUGAACUAGUCCUCAGUCAGUGUGUAUUAGGAGUUAGUGAGGCUGUAGAUGUAGAGAAGGAAUUGUGUGAACUAGUCCUCAGUCAGUGUGUAUUAGGAGUUAGUGAGGCUGUAGAUGUAGUGAAGGUAUUGUGUGAACUAGUCCACAGUCAGUGUGUAUUAGGAGUUAGUGAGGCUGUAGAUGUAGAGAAGGUAUUGUGUGAACUAGUCCUCAGUCAGUGUGUAUUAGGAGUUAGUGAGGCUGUAGAUGUAGAGAAGGUAUUGUGUGACCUAGUCCUCAGUCAGUGUGUAUUAGGAGUUAGUGAGGCUGUAGAUGUAGAGAAGGUAUUGUGUGAACUAGUCCUCAGUCAAUGUGUAUUAGGAGUUAGUGAGGCUGUAGAUGUAGAGAAGGUAUUGUGUGAACUAGUCCUCAGUCAGUGUGUAUUAGGAGUUAGUGAGGCUGUAGAUGUAGAGAAGGUAUUGUGUGAACUAGUCCUCAGUCAGUGUGUAUUAGGAGUUAGUGAGGCUGUAGAUGUAGAGAAGGUAUUGUGUGAACUAGUCCUCAGUCAGUGUGUAUUAGGAGUUAGUGAGGCUGUAGAUGUAGAGAAGGUAUUGUGUGAACUAGUCCUCAGUCAGUGUGUAUUAGGAGUUAGUGAGGCUGUAGAUGUAGUGAAGGUAUUGUGUGAACUAGUCCUCAGUCAGUGUGUAUUAGGAGUUAGUGAGGCUGUAGAUGUAGAGAAGGUAUUGUGUGAACUAGUCCUCAGUCAGUGUGUAUUAGGAGUUAGUGAGGCUGUAGAUGUAGAGAAGGUAUUGUGAAGGCGGUAUUGUGUGAACUAGUUCUCAGUCAGUGUGUAAUGGUAUGAUAGAGAUGUACAAGUUAGGUGUUUG
Oncorhynchus kisutch (coho salmon) is the source of this 1966-nucleotide messenger RNA. RefSeq lists its product as uncharacterized. Lineage: Eukaryota; Metazoa; Chordata; Actinopteri; Salmoniformes; Salmonidae. Bases 101 to 1894 code for a protein of 597 amino acids. The transcript has 2 exons. The record is from RefSeq and is a predicted model, not a curated record.